CGGCAUUUAAACUGUGUGGGAUGAGACAAUUAUUAUCUCUUUACGGCAGUUUUCAGUAGAUGGUAAAACUUCAAACAUAAUUAAGGUUAUUGUUUUUUUUUGCAGUAACCGGUUGGCCACGUAUUGGUAUACGUUUAUACCAAUUUUUAAAUUAUUUAUUAAAGUUUUAUAUUAUAGCACAAUGUUAAUAUUAAAAGCUUUGUUUAUUUUAUCGGCCGCAAGUUUUUGUUUAGCCGGUGAAGAACACGUACACGAAUUGACAGACGAUGACUUUACAGCAAGAUUGGGUGAAUUGGAAACCGCUCUGGUGAUGUUCUAUGCACCAUGGUGUGGACAUUGCAAGCGUUUGAAGCCCGAAUUCGCAAAGGCUGCUGAGACUCUUCAAGGAGAUGAAACACCUAUUGCUCUAGCUAAGGUUGAUUGUACUGAAGGCGGUAAAAGCACUUGUGGAAAGUUUUCAGUUUCUGGCUAUCCAACUUUGAAAAUAUUCCGUAAUGGGGAAUUAUCACAAGACUAUAAUGGACCUCGAGAAGCUGGUGGUAUUGUUAAAUAUAUGAGAGCUCAGGUUGGACCUUCUUCUAAGGAUGUCACAUCGUUGGCUCAAUUGGAAGCUUUCUUGAAACCAAAUGAAGUUGCUGUAGUAGGUUUCUUCAAGAAAGAAUCCGAUCUCAAGGGAGAAUUUUUGAAACUGGCUGACAAAAUGCGAGAGAAAGUUCGAUUUGCUCACACUUCCAACAAAGAUGUAUUAGAAAAAUAUAGUGUAAGUGAUGAUAUUAUCUUGUUCCGCGCUCCCCAUUUGAAAAACAAAUUUGAAGAAAGUUCUGUUAAAUUCGAAGGCAAGGCAACAAAAGAAGCACUGAGUUCUUUCAUUCAACAAAAUUACCAUGGGUUGGUUGGUCACAGAACUAGAGAUAACAUGCAAGAGUUCAGCAAACCUCUUGUUGUUGCAUACUAUGAUGUUGACUAUGUUAAAAAUGCUAAAGGAACUAAUUACUGGAGAAACAGAGUUCUUAAGGUUGCAAAAGACAAGACUAAAGUAAAUUUCGCUAUUAGUUCCAAAGCUGAUUUUCAACAUGAAUUAAAUGAAUAUGGCUUAGAUCAUGUCAAAGACGACAAACCUGUUAUCUUGGCCAGAAAUGCAAAGGGUGAAAAAUUCAUCAUGCAGAAAGAAUUUUCGGUAGAAGCAAUCCAAGAAUUUGUUGAUGAUAUGCUUGAAGGUAAAUUGGAAGUCUACAUGAAAUCUGAACCUAUUCCUGAGACUAAUGAUGGACCAGUCAAAGUAGCUGUUGCAAAGAACUUUGAUGAAAUUGUCACAAAUAAUGAAAAAGAUACUCUGAUUGAAUUCUAUGCUCCUUGGUGCGGACAUUGUAAAAAACUGGCUCCAGUUUAUGAUGAAUUGGGUGAAAAGAUGAAAGAUGAAGAUGUAGCAAUUGUUAAAAUCGAUGCUUCCAACAAUGACGUUCCAUCAACUUAUGAAGUUAGUGGUUUUCCUACAUUGUACUGGGCGCCUAAACAUUCUAAAGACUCUCCAGUAAGAUACGAGGGUGGCCGAGAAGUAGAUGACUUUGUUAAAUACAUUGCCAAACAUUCCACAGAAGAGCUUAAGGGCUAUGAUCGCUCUGGAAAAGCUAGAAAGACUGAGUUGUAAUGCGUUUAUCAACAUAUAUAGGUUUUUAAGAAUGUGGCCAAGGUCCAUGUUAAUUUAUUUGCUUAUAUCAAGUGAUCACAUUUGUAAUGUGAUAAAAUGUCAUAGAAUGAUUGAAUUUUUUAUAUG
Molecule: messenger RNA, 1774 nt
Organism: Ctenocephalides felis (cat flea)
Lineage: Eukaryota; Metazoa; Arthropoda; Insecta; Siphonaptera; Pulicidae
Product: protein disulfide-isomerase A3-like
Exons: 10
Coding region: 182-1648 (488 amino acids)
Biological process (GO): response to endoplasmic reticulum stress; protein folding
Cellular component (GO): endoplasmic reticulum
Molecular function (GO): protein disulfide isomerase activity
Source: RefSeq, a predicted model, not a curated record